GCACCGGAAGCCGACUCAACAGAGCUAUGGCGGGUUUGACUGUGAGAGACCCAGCGGUGGAUCGUUCUCUACGUUCUGUGUUCGUGGGGAACAUUCCUUAUGAAGCUACUGAAGAGCAGUUGAAGGACAUCUUUUCUGAGGUUGGACCUGUUGUUAGUUUCAGAUUGGUAUACGAUAGAGAGACAGGAAAGCCAAAGGGUUAUGGCUUCUGUGAAUACCAAGACCAAGAGACAGCACUUAGUGCCAUGCGGAACCUGAAUGGGCGCGAAUUCAGUGGGAGAGCACUUCGAGUGGACAAUGCUGCCAGUGAAAAGAACAAAGAAGAGCUGAAGAGCCUUGGCACUGGUGCCCCUGUCAUUGAGUCACCUUAUGGAGAGACCAUCAGUCCUGAGGAUGCCCCUGAGUCCAUUAGCAAAGCAGUUGCCAGCCUUCCACCAGAGCAGAUGUUUGAGCUGAUGAAACAAAUGAAGCUCUGUGUCCAGAAUAGUCCCCAGGAGGCACGGAACAUGUUACUUCAGAACCCUCAACUGGCUUAUGCUUUGCUGCAAGCACAGGUAGUGAUGAGAAUUGUGGAUCCGGAAAUUGCCCUGAAAAUUCUGCAUCGCCAGACAAAUAUCCCAACGCUGAUUGCAGGCAACCCUCAGCCAGUCCAUGGUGCUGGGCCUGGCUCAGGAUCCAAUGUGUCAAUGAACCAGCAGAAUCCUCAGGCCCCUCAGGCCCAGUCUUUGGGUGGAAUGCAUGUCAAUGGCGCACCUCCUCUGAUGCAAGCUUCUAUGCAGGGUGGAGUUCCAGCACCAGGGCAAAUGCCAGCUGCUGUCACAGGACCUGGCCCUGGUUCCUUAGCUCCUGGAGGAGGAAUGCAGGCUCAGGUUGGAAUGCCAGGAAGUGGACCAGUGUCCAUGGAACGGGGGCAAGGAACCCUACAGCACUCGCCCGUGGGACCCGCCGGGCCUGCAUCAAUUGAGCGAGUUCAAGUGCCGAUGCAAGACCCCAGAGCAGCUAUGCAGCGGGGAUCCUUGCCUGCGAAUGUCCCAACCCCUCGAGGCUUGUUAGGAGAUGCUCCGAAUGAUCCACGGGGAGGCACUUUACUUUCUGUAACUGGAGAGGUAGAGCCUAGAGGUUACUUGGGACCACCUCAUCAGGGUCCACCCAUGCACCAUGUCCCUGGCCAUGAGAGCCGAGGACCACCCCCACAUGAACUGAGGGGAGGGCCAUUACCCGAGCCCAGACCUCUAAUGGCAGAACCAAGAGGACCCAUGCUAGAUCAGAGGGGUCCACCCUUGGAUGGCAGAGGUGGAAGGGAUCCCCGAGGAAUAGAUGCACGAGGGAUGGAGGCCCGAGCCAUGGAGGCAAGAGGGUUAGAUGCCAGAGGAUUAGAGGCCCGUGCAAUGGAGGCCCGUGCGAUGGAAGCUCGUGCAAUGGAGGCCCGAGCGAUGGAGGCCCGUGCAAUGGAAGUCCGAGGGAUGGAGGCCAGAGGCAUGGAUACCAGAGGCCCAGUGCCUGGCCCCAGAGGACCUAUACCUAGUGGAAUGCAGGGUCCCAGUCCAAUUAACAUGGGGGCGGUUGUCCCCCAGGGAUCCAGACAGGUCCCAGUCAUGCAGGGAACAGGAAUGCAAGGAGCAAGUAUACAGGGUGGAAGCCAGCCUGGCGGCUUUAGUCCCGGGCAGAACCAAGUCACUCCACAGGAUCAUGAGAAGGCUGCUUUGAUUAUGCAGGUUCUACAACUGACUGCAGACCAGAUUGCCAUGUUGCCUCCUGAGCAAAGGCAGAGUAUCCUGAUUUUAAAGGAACAAAUACAGAAAUCCACUGGAGCACCUUGAUAGGUUUUCAAAAAUACCUGGCAAGAAAUCUGGAAAUUCUAUAAUUUUGUUGAAAUAUUGAAAAAAGAUGACCUGCAUCCUAACCCUUGAAUGACUCAAAUCAGUGCCAGGUGGAGGACUCCCAUCACCUUCUCUCAGAACAAAAUCACUUCAUUUUAUUGUCUUAGUUUGUAUAUUUUCUGUGACUUGAAAUAAACUUUGAACACAAUUUUAGUACACUGCAAAUUGAUACACAUGACCUUUUUGCUUUUAAAAAGCUUAACACUAAGGGUGAAACCUUAGAUGUGUUUUCUACCCUUACUGCAGUAUUGUACUUUAACAUAUUGCCAUAGUUUUGUUUUUAAGUUAACCACUUAUUCUUCUUGAUGAUAUUUGAGAAUUUCUCAGAAGCAAUGUUUUCUGGAACUUGGUUUUUGUUUAGUUUGCUUCCAGUAAGAAUUAUUAUAAGGCUUUGCCCUCUGAAAAUAUUCUAGCACUUCGGAGUCUUCUAGGAGAAAAUAUCACAUGCUUAGAGCUAUAAAAUGGUCAGAAGGCUAACAGAGCAAAGAGCCUAGCACAGCUGUGUGUUUAGUUUAGAAAAAUCCAAAUAUCAAAAUGCAUUUGUUUCAAUAGCAGGUCUGAACAUGUAUAAUUCAGAGUUAAGACAAAAAUUGUUUUAGCACUGGUUUGAGUGUGUCAGCAACACAAGAGACUGUUGACAUUUACUUGUGUGUUCUUAAACUUAUCAGUCUAGGCAGUCAACUUUGAAAGUUUAAAAAGCCACUGAUUUUUCACAUGCUCAAGAUGAAAUAAAAACAGAAAUCAAAUGAA
This is a messenger RNA of Homo sapiens (human), 2630 nucleotides long. RefSeq names its product cleavage stimulation factor subunit 2 (gene CSTF2). Gene Ontology annotation, biological process: cellular response to nerve growth factor stimulus; mRNA 3'-end processing. Gene Ontology annotation, molecular function: RNA binding; nucleic acid binding. The coding region runs from base 27 to 1820 and encodes 597 amino acids. The record is from RefSeq and is marked reviewed. The transcript has 15 exons. Gene Ontology annotation, cellular component: nucleus. Lineage: Eukaryota; Metazoa; Chordata; Mammalia; Primates; Hominidae.